AGCCGCGGGAGGAGGAGGCAGGGGGAGAGUCUGUGAGUCGCCCAGAGGCAGCGCGGCGGCUGCUGCGAGGAGUCCGCGUGCGGAGCCGCCGGCGGCCCGAGCGCUCGGGGCCGGGGCCUGGACUGGGAAGGAGAGGCCGGAGCAGCGCCGGGCGCCCGAGGCCGGAGCCGAGGAGGAAUGUGACCUGGGGUCGGCGGGGGGCGCGGGAGUACGCGAGCGCAGGGAUGGGGCAGCAGGUGGGCCGCGUCGGGGAGGCUCCGGGGCUUCAGCAGCCGCAGCCCCGCGGCAUCCGGGUCGGCAGUGUGGCCAGGCCCUCCGGCCGCAGGCGGGACCUGGCGGGGCGCACCGCGGAGGCCGGCUUCAAUAUCUUCACCCAGCAUGAUCACUUUGCCAGCUGUGUGGAGGAUGGCUUUGAGGCAGACAAGACUGGAGGCAGUAGUCCAGAAGCCUUGCACCGCCCCUAUGGUUGUGAUGUUGAACCCCAGGCACUGAACGAAGCUAUCAGGUGGAGCUCCAAGGAGAACUUACUUGGAGCCACUGAGAGUGACCCUAAUCUCUUUGUUGCACUUUAUGAUUUUGUAGCAAGUGGUGAUAACACACUCAGCAUCACUAAAGGUGAAAAGUUACGAGUCCUUGGUUACAACCAGAAUGGUGAAUGGAGUGAAGUUCGCUCCAAGAAUGGACAAGGUUGGGUGCCAAGCAACUACAUCACCCCGGUGAACAGCUUGGAAAAACAUUCCUGGUACCAUGGACCUGUGUCGCGCAGUGCAGCAGAGUAUCUGCUCAGCAGUCUAAUCAAUGGCAGUUUUCUGGUGCGAGAAAGUGAGAGCAGCCCCGGGCAGCUGUCGAUCUCGCUCAGGUAUGAGGGGCGUGUGUAUCACUACAGGAUCAAUACCACCACAGAUGGCAAGGUGUAUGUCACUGCCGAGAGCCGCUUUAGCACCCUGGCAGAGCUCGUGCACCAUCACUCCACGGUGGCUGAUGGGCUGGUGACAACAUUACAUUACCCAGCACCCAAGUGUAAUAAGCCCACAGUUUAUGGUGUGUCCCCUAUCCAUGACAAGUGGGAAAUGGAACGAACAGAUAUUACCAUGAAGCACAAACUCGGGGGUGGUCAGUAUGGAGAAGUUUAUGUUGGCGUCUGGAAGAAAUACAGCCUUACGGUUGCUGUGAAAACAUUGAAGGAAGACACCAUGGAAGUGGAGGAGUUCUUGAAGGAAGCUGCAGUGAUGAAGGAAAUCAAGCAUCCUAAUCUGGUCCAACUCUUAGGUGUGUGUACUUUGGAGCCACCGUUUUACAUUGUGACUGAGUACAUGCCGUACGGCAACUUGCUCGAUUAUCUCCGCGAAUGCAGCCGAGAAGAAGUGACUGCAGUUGUCCUGCUGUACAUGGCCACACAGAUCUCUUCUGCAAUGGAAUAUCUAGAGAAGAAGAAUUUCAUCCAUAGAGAUCUUGCAGCCCGUAACUGCCUAGUGGGAGAAAACCAUGUGGUAAAAGUGGCUGACUUUGGCUUAAGUAGAUUGAUGACUGGAGACACGUAUACUGCUCAUGCUGGAGCCAAAUUUCCUAUUAAAUGGACAGCACCAGAGAGUCUUGCCUACAAUACCUUCUCAAUUAAAUCUGACGUCUGGGCUUUCGGGGUACUGUUGUGGGAAAUUGCUACAUAUGGAAUGUCACCAUAUCCAGGUAUUGACCUGUCUCAGGUGUAUGAUCUACUGGAAAAAGGAUAUCGAAUGGAACAACCUGAAGGAUGCCCCCCUAAGGUUUAUGAACUUAUGAGAGCAUGCUGGAAGUGGAGCCCUGCUGACAGGCCAUCUUUUGCUGAAACACAUCAGGCUUUUGAAACCAUGUUUCAUGACUCCAGCAUUUCUGAAGAAGUAGCUGAGGAGCUUGGGAGAGCUGCCUCCUCCUCAUCUGUUGUUCCAUACCUGCCCCGACUGCCAAUACUUCCUUCCAAGACCCGGACGCUGAAGAAGCAGGUGGAGAACAAGGAGAAUAUCGAAGGGGCACAGGACACCACAGAAAAUUCUGCUUCCAGUUCAGCACCAGGGUUCAUUAGAGGUGCACAGGCCCCUAGUGGGUCCCCAGCACUGCCUCGAAAACAAAGAGACAAGUCACCCAGCAGCCUCUUGGAAGAUGCCAAAGAGACAUGCUUCACCAGGGAUAGGAAGGGAGGCUUCUUCAGCUCCUUCAUGAAAAAGAGAAAUGCUCCCACACCCCCUAAACGUAGCAGUUCCUUCCGAGAAAUGGAGAAUCAACCCCACAAGAAAUAUGAACUCACGGGUAACUUCUCAUCUGUUGCUUCUCUACAGCAUGCUGAUGGGUUCUCUUUCACUCCUGCCCAGCAAGAGGCGAAUCUGGUGCCACCCAAGUGCUAUGGGGGGAGCUUUGCACAGAGGAACCUCUGUAAUGACGAUGGUGGCGGGGGCGGGGGCAGUGGCACUGCUGGGGGUGGGUGGUCUGGCAUCACAGGCUUCUUUACACCACGUUUAAUCAAAAAGACACUGGGCUUACGAGCGGGUAAACCCACAGCCAGUGAUGACACUUCCAAGCCUUUUCCAAGGUCAAACUCUACAUCUUCCAUGUCCUCAGGGCUUCCAGAGCAGGAUAGGAUGGCAAUGACCCUUCCCAGGAACUGCCAGAGGUCCAAACUCCAGCUGGAAAGGACAGUGUCCACCUCUUCUCAGCCAGAAGAGAAUGUGGACAGGGCCAAUGAUAUGCUUCCAAAAAAAUCAGAGGAAGGUGCUGCUCCAAGCAGGGAGAGACCAAAAGCCAAACUUUUGCCCAGAGGAGCCACCGCUCUUCCUCUCAGAACCCCCUCUGGGGACCCAGCCAUUACAGAGAAGGACUCUCCAGCGGUGGGGGUGGCUGGAGUGGCAGCUGCCCCAAAGAGCAAGGAGAGGAAUGGUGGAGCACGACUUGGCAUGGCUGGAGUCCCAGAGGAUGGUGAGCAGACAGGCUGGUCUUCUCCGGCCAAGGCUGCAGCAGCCAUCCCAACCACUCACAACCACAAAGUGCCAGUCCUUAUCUCACCCACUCUGAAGCACACUCCAGCUGACGUGCAGCUCAUUGGCACAGACUCUCAGGGCAAUAAAUUCAAACUCUUAUCUGAGCAUCAGGUCACAUCCUCUGGAGACAAGGACCGACCCCGACGGGUAAAACCAAAGUGUGCCCCACCCCCACCCCCAGUGAUGAGACUACUGCAGCAUCCGUCCAUGUGCUCAGACUCCACGGAAGAGCCCACUGCCCCGACUGCAGGACAGCCCAUGCCAGAAACACAGGAAGGAGGGAAGAAGGCAGCUCCGGGGGCAGUGCCCAUCAGUGGGAAAGCUGGGAGGCCAGUGAUGCCUCCACCUCAAGUGCCUCUGCCCACAUCUUCCAUCUCACCAGCCAAAAUGGCUAAUGGCACAGCAGGUACUAAAGUGGCUCUGAGAAAAACCAAACAGGUGGCUGAGAAAAUCUCAGCAGACAAAAUCAGCAAAGAGGCCCUGCUGGAAUGUGCUGACCUACUGUCCAGUGCAAUCACGGAACCUGUGCCCAACAGCCAGCUGGUGGACACGGGACACCAGCUACUCGACUACUGCUCAGGCUAUGUGGACUGCAUCCCUCAAACUCGCAACAAAUUUGCCUUCCGAGAGGCUGUGAGCAAACUGGAACUCAGCCUGCAGGAGCUGCAGGUGUCUUCAGCUGCUGCCGGGGUGUCCGGGGCAAACCCUGUCCUUAAUAACUUAUUGUCAUGUGUCCAGGAAAUCAGUGACGUGGUGCAGAGGUAGCCACUGUGAGCCUCAGGGGAAGAUGCUCACAUUUCUGAGGGGAGAGGGAAAGGGGCUUGUUUUCCUGUGUUCUUGUUUUCAAAAAAUGAAAGACUGAUACUUGAGUGUGUUUAUGUGAAGUACCUCAGAUCUCUGAGUUCUCACGUUUACAGGUUCAUCUCAAAAAUAACAAAAAGCAAAACACAUAGGACAGGGAAAUGAAAUGGGGGCAGAGCAGUGGUGGACAGGAUUGGAAGCUGCCCUGGAACAUCAGGGAACAUGUGUCUGCCAGGCCACAGAGAAACCAGUCCAAUCCGUUCUUACCUGGGAUGACGUGUGGUGGGUAAACAGGGCUGCUCUGGGCCAGGCUGCGGGCCUGUGUGCAGACUGUGGACUGGCCGGGGUGCUCACUCCGCGCCCCACAGAAGGGGACUGACUUGGGGCUCCAGGAGGUACUGGCGGUGGUCACGUGCCACCUCACCUAAUGAAUCGGGUGGGAGUGAAGAAGGGAAAGCUGGGAAUGGUACCGAGGGGGACCUUUCCUUUGAGGCCAUUGAAAGCAGCUGUUUCUCCAGAGCUCACCGCCAUAGUCGAAGCUGCAGGUCAGCCUGCGAGGGCAUGCUCCUGUCCUUUUUACCAUGGGCAUGUUAAUUGGUGCAGGAAGUAAAGAAUGCUAGGAAGUAGUCAGGGAGAUUGAAACUUCCUCCUCACAUCUCCACUGAUGAGCAGAAGUCAUUUCUCCCCCUCAUAGGUUAUUUCCUAGUGGACUGGGAUUGGUUUUUAGCUCGUUGGUGCCCAUCUAUAAAUUGUAGGCAUAGGGGUCUCCUUUGUGGUUCCUCUCUGCUCUCUUCCGGGCGGGCCAUCUUCCUUUAUAUCUGGCAGUAUUCAGGGCAUUAAUCAAUGUUGAUAUGGAAAACAGCGGUCACGUACAGGCUCUCUUGGGGAUCCUUUUCUGAUGCCGUGCCCCUGCAAACCGACAUACUGGCCAAGGAAUUAAGCAGCUCUGCAUCUCUUUAUCGGCUAACACGCCAGGGAAGAAGGUCUCUUCUUGGAAUCCAUUGGCCAGCUCCAGAGGUCUGUGACUUUAAGUGUUCUUGAGAAGCCGAUUUGGUCCCAAUGGCCAUUUCUCUGUACUUUUCACCUCCCUCAUCAUCUUAGACCCAGGCUAGGUAGGGAGGAGGAGAAAUAUUCUUUCACUUUCUGUGAAUUUCAGAUGAAUUGCCCCCAAUUACUCCCACCUACUCUUCUCCCUUCACAUAGCCCCUUCCCCCUCAUGGUUGUGCUUGUCUGUAAAUACUGUACUGGGAAUACUCUUUGAUAUUUAUUUUGUCACUUCACCUCUCUUUGAAGAAUGCAUAAUCGAAGGGGCAGGUCAUUUCAAGGAAACACUGAUUAAACCCUAGAAACAUAAUGACUUAACCCCCAAAUAUGUUUUGCCUUUGAAAACUAGGCCUUUUCCUAUUUAGUUAUAGUCAUGGAAGCUAAUUAGGAUCAUAUUGAACUGAACCUAAGCAGUUAGAUAUUAUUAAUAUUCUUGAUAUCAGGUCUAAUCUUAAUACUUCAUUCUCUUUUUAAAGCUUUAUGACCACCACCCCUCACCUGCCCAAGGAGAACCUGAUACAAAAGAAUAAAUACGUUAUUUUUUCCUCCCAAAUAUUAACUUAGGAAGGUAGGAGUUGAACACUGGUGACCUGUGAGUUUUCUUCCUGCCUCUGUUAUCGUUCCACUGUCAAGCCACAGCCCCAUCUCUUAAUCUGUUAAAGGAAGGUAAUGCUACAUCUUCUCCAGGGUGUUUUGCAAAUAAGUGUAUAGCUAUCCCUUUGAGAGCCACUUCAGUGCAGCGUUGUUACGUUCAAUGGUUUUCAUUCUCUUCUUUGCUCAGUAGCAGAUAAUGGAAAUGUGGAACUGCUGAGAUGAUGCUAACGGGGCUAGAAUACUGAGGAGGCAAAACUAUGUUUUGGACAGAGUUUGUCCUUUUUGAGGAGGAAACUGAGUUUUCAUUAGAAAGAAAGGAAACCUUGAUUCUUGCUGUGGCUGCUCCAGAGGAGGUGCAGGCCAGGAGGAGGAUGAGAAGGGAAGAGACAGUCCUGGGCUUGGCAGGGCUUGGGUGAGCCCUGACUGUAGGUUACCUACAGGAUGCAGCACAGGCAGUGAGCAAUCUGGCUGACCUUCCCUGGUCGGUCGAGAAGACCAGACUUCCCUUUAACCUGGAUGUCGGCCCAUGGUCCUCCCACCUCCUUCUUCGCCACUCCCCUUCAUCAGUCAUUUCCAUAAACUUGAAAUUGUUUUAGCAAUUUGCCUUUUAAGGGUGGGCAGGGACAGCUAAAACUUUAGAAUAUUAUGCUGCUUUUUAAGUUUAUCCGUCAUUGUGGGAUGCAAUUUGAGGGAUUAAUUAUAAUUGUUGUUUUUUUCAGGGGAUUUUUUUUUUUUUUUAAAGCAAGGGAUCUUUCCUUGAGAGCUCUGAAAAUAAGCCUUGGAAGAACACUACUGAGUGUAUGUAAGCUCCCUGGUUCUCUCACCGCAGAAUAGUUUUGAGGGUGGGGACUGUGUCUCACUCAGGGGCAGCACCUGGCUCUCUGUCUUGCCUACAGUAGGUGCUUACUAAGUUAUGAAAUAAAUUGCUUUUGUUCAACACUGUCCAGAGCAGCGUUAACUAUUGUAGCACAGCCCGUCCACGUGAUGCUUGAACUGUGUGACUUCAGUAUUGAAGGCUCAGGGUUCAGGUGAAAGAGGCACUGUCAACUCACUAUAAAAGUAUCAUUUAGAUUGCUCCUUUUUCUAAUUGAAAAGGACCAGAUUUUUAAAGUAACCUUAUAUAAAUUUAAAAGUUUGAGUUCACAGCAGAGAAAACUGCUCAAGACUAAAAGCAUGACCUGUCUAGUUUAAAAGCAAAGCAGGAGCAAAAGCCCUUCUAUGAGUUGUUGACAACUUUCUAAAGUGGUUAUAUAUGCCUACAGUGGGCUGUCUCAGCUUGAGUCCUUUCAUGUACAGGUAAUAUGAUUUCAGCUUCUAUUUCUUACCUUAAAAUGCAGUGUUUUGUGUAAAAUACAUCUUGAUUGUGCUUUACAUGAAGUAUUUUCGUAAAAGGCUUUGUGUAAAAUUAAAGCAUGUCUAUUUUCCUACAGACUUCCAUUGUGAUUUUCAGAGAUAAUAGCCUUAAAAAAGAUUGGCCCUAAGAAAUUUAGUGUUUUUCCAAAUGACCUCUGUUCAUUGAUAUCAUUAGAGUAGAGAUCCUUUCCCAGUUGCAUUUUGGGGUUUAAAUUAGAAUUUUCUUACAAUUCAGUUGAAAAUUGGCUGGUAAGAUAGUGCCCAGUUAAUAAAAGAUGCUGACUUUGCUAAGGCAUAGCCCGUGUUAACUAAAGUCAUGGAGCUUUUGAGUUUCAAAGGAUACAGUAUAGCUGGUGAUUAAGAGUUGAGACUCUGAAGCCAGUCUACAAGGCAAGUCAUUUAACCUUCCUGAGCCUUAGUUUCCACAUUGGAAAACAGGGAUGAUAAUAGUAACUACCUCAGGGUUGUUGUAAGGAUUAAAUGAGAUAAUGUAUAUUAGAUUCUUAGCUCGAGUGCCUGGCACAUAAUGAGCACUCCAUACAUGUUCAGUGCUACUACUAUUAUAUUAUUAACACUUAGUCUAGUGAGUCUCUUAGCCAGGGAUGUGCAACAGAAUCUCUGGAAUUUAACAAACAGUCUGACGUGUUGGCUCAUCCCAGAUCAGAAUUCCCAGUGGGGUGAAGUCACAGCAAGUGUAUUUUCCAAGAAUUCCUCCAAGUGUUUUAGACAUCCAGCACUGCCGGAACACCAUUGGUACCCCAACCCUUUUCUUCAUAGCUUCAGAAAUUGGAAGAGAGGAUGGUGAAGUUACCUGCCCAUUAUCUUAAUUAGUGGCAGAGUCAAGGCUAAGGUCAGGUCCCUUGACUUUCUGGUUGUGGGGUAUUUCUGCCCUUACUGCUGCCUUGUGAGACACUGCCAAAAAAAAAAAAAAAAAAAAAAAAAAAAAAGUGGCUCAGAUAGACAAUCAGCCUGCACAGUGCCGCACACUUUCUAAAGCACACACACACUCCUGGCGCUCUGACCUCGAGGGCCUUGAAUGUUGAGUAAUGGCAACACUAGCAAAGCAGGCAUUCAGUAGAGCUCAGUGAUAUAAAAAAAAAAAAAAAUGUAUGGGGUUAUUCCUUUGGACAGACCUCAGCAACACAGCAGUGGUCUGUACUUUGCUAUAAAGAAAUAUCGAGUUAAGUUUUAAAAAAAACCCUAGUCCUACAUUCCUUUUUCUUAAAAACAAAAUGACUUUAUUCCAUAUCAUUUUAAUGGCUAUGAGGUAAUGUAUAUGAAAGCACUUUGAGGAAAGUAUCAAGUGUAAUUUAACUGUAAGGUUGUAUUAUUAAUGUCUGUUUAGAAGAUCAGACAGUUAGAUGCUGAUUGACUAAUCACCCCCGUGACUUACCACAUUUGUAAAUAUGAAACUGCUAAAUGAAUAUGUGCAGGUAUAGUUAAGUGUUUUGCUAAAAUUGUAGCUCAGCGCCGAAUAACUUCAGAAAACUACGGACCAACUUUCUGGUUUAAUUAUGAUCAUUAAAAAAUACUAAUAUGUACUCCAGAAUAAAGAAGCUCUUCCAGGGACCUUGACUCAGGAAGAAUUAAAGCCCUUUUCUUAGCCUUGAACACUUGUCCACAACAUGUUCAGCCAUUUAGCAUCCAAACAUGGUGGGAGCAGACUCUUACCUGUUAAUGUUGACAGUGUCUUUUUAACCGAUGUCCAGCGUGGUUUCGUUGGGAUUUUUUGGGUGGGGAGGGGACAGGUGGGAUUGGAUGGCCAUACAACCAGUGCACUUUGGGAAUUAGUUUUCUAGGAUUUCCUCCCGUUAGAAAUGAGCUUGAUUUUCAUCAUCUGUAUGUGCGUGUUUUUUCUAAAAUGAGUAGCUAAACACAAUUUGCCUAUUAGAUUAUAAAAUACCCCAGAGUAAAUUGCAUUGGUGGCCACUUUAGAGUUAUAGCUACACUGCACUCUGACCUCUCCCUUCCAGUUUUAGCUCUUGUCAUUGUUACUGUCUGGCUAUGCUUCCACAGGAAUUCACAUUGAGCUGACAGGGUUGUCUGCGUUUUUGUUCAUAAUGAUUUUGGGGUUUUAUCUCGCUUGGCAUUAACUUAUUUUACCUUGGUUUGGGAUCCAUCUGUUUCCUAAGCAUUUAUUACAACCAGUUUUCUUAUGUAGAUGGGUCUCUGGAUGGAAGUCUCUUCUUAUGAAUUGAUAGACCUCCAGCUGUCUAUAUCUCUGUCUCAGCUUCUGUCAAGCCAGUGGCUCAGUUCUUUUGUAAAUGUCCGCUUUGGAUUGGGAUGUGUGGGAGCAGGAAAGAGAGAAGGAAAGGCAGCUCCAAGGGACCUUAUGCCCUUCUGACAAAGGCAAGCAAAGGUAGCCCCACAGAUGCCUGUACGUUCUGCGUGACAACCCAGAAAACUGUUUGCUGGCCAUAGCCCUGCUAGUCAGGAGAAGCCUUGGGCUGGUUCGAAAGCUUGUCCCACUCUUAACAGUUAGGAUAGUUAAAUCUUUUGGAGAGAGCUCCAGUUUUCCAACUACCAGAAUUUUAAAAAAUGCAAGGUUUGUUUUUUGUUUUUUUGGGGUUUUUUCUGGCAAGUGCCUCCAGUAACAGUGAUUGCUGUUACCUGCUCUGUUCCAGCCAGAACUUCACUGCUAUUCCCUGUCCUCCUGUAUUACUGGAAAGCAUGGGUGGAUUCCAGGGCUGUGGAAUGGGUCUCCUGUGCAGAGCAUCUACCCAGAUGACCGUCUUGGCUCCAAGUCUGUCUUAUGUGAAAUUUACUGCAGUGUCCAAAAAGAGGAGUUUCUGCUCUGGGGCUGCUGUUUCUGAUGCCAUACCAGAGGUGUACAUUUCCUCUUGAGAUAACACAUAUAUAAGAUGAUAUUUCCUUCAUUUCUAACUCAGUAUCAUAGAUCCAUAGGACAGGACAUUAGGGGAGGCUCCACCCUGUGAUAAUCAGGGUAAGAAGAUUGCAUGCUGCCCCCUGAGUGAGGAGGCCAAAGCAGGUCAUCUUGAUUCUAGGUCAUUCAGAGGAUUGUGCCUUCAGAGAUGGGUUUUGUGUGUGUUGCGGAGGAGAGACUUGUAGGCUGGGUUGAUGUUGCAUGAUGAGUGAGCUAGAACUGGUAGGUGGGUGGCGGUGGCUCAAAGCCCUGGUCGGUGAGAAUCCCUGCUUGAGAUGUUCCCCACACACACGGUGUGUGACAGACUGCACUUUUCUCCAUCCUGAUUGGUGAGCUGGGGGAAGGCUGUUCUAACUGGCCCUUCCCUCCUUCCAAGAGCAUUUCUUUGCUCCUGUGUACAAUUACGAAUUUGAAAUUGUUUAUCUCUCUUAGAAGAAUUACAUCCUUUAACUUUCCCACUGUUGAGUACACAUACUGAACACAGUAGCAAGGCCCUGGAGCAGCCCAUGGUCACAAAGGGCAUGUGAACUGAUCUAACCUGCACAUCAGCUCAAGGAAGGGCUGUCUCCUUUAAGUCAAAAGCUUAGGCCACUUUGUCCUCAGAUCACACCCCAUACGUGCCCUCUGUCUGUUCUGUGAAAUUCUUGGUUGUUUUACUCAAAGGAGCAAGUUUCUGGGUCCUGCAUGUCACUUCAGACUACUGAGCUAUAAAUGCAGGACUUGAGGUCUGGGAGCAUUCUGGUCAAUUCUUUAGGACAUGGUGGAGGUGAAUUGUCCAGUGCUAGCAGGCUUUAAGAAUUUAAAGAAAAUUUUAUCAGAAUAGGAAUUUUAAAUCAUGUAAUUAAGCUCCAUAAACUUGAACUGGAGAAUAGGACUUCUAGUUAGUAAAAUUUUCACACGUAGGGAUAGUUUUCAUCAGUUGUGUAACACAACAGUAACACAGGUAUGCCAAAUAAAUUUAUUCUUGAUUCAGAAGAUAUUGCAGGAUCCUGUAGUGCUUUAGUGUCCUCACUGGUGAGUCCCAGAUACUGUUCUUCACAAUUCAGAGGUACCAUACCAUGUGUUGAAAGUGGCAAGAAUGCCAAGAGACUGAGAUGUUUCUGGUAGCCGAAGGCCAGGUAAGCCAGCCUGCCUCCAUUUCGACAAGCCGUUUUUCACUGUGGCCACUGUUCUUGGGAUUCCGUUAGGAGAGAAAUUUUCUGAGAUCUUGAGAAAUCACCUUGAUUUAGGGUGAUUGUUCUUCAGAGAAAUUAGUAUUCAGAAACUAGAAAGGACAAUGAGGUACUCAUCUUAGAGUUCUUUAGGGCAUAUGUUUGAAAACCUUCAGAUCUCAGAUCUGUAGAGAGGGUAUGUGUUAUGUCCACGUCUUGUACAUACACCGUUGUCGUGCUAAGAAAGGAGAGGAGUAGGUGAAAGAGGAUUUGCCCAGAUCUUUCCCUGUGGUGAAUAGAAGCUGUGCCCUGGUUUGGUGGUUUGCCAUGAACAGGCUGAUUGAGCUGUUUAUGCAUCCUCAGAACCCCCGGUCUCCUGGGUGGACCCCACACUCUUCCUCUUUGCAAUCCGAUUCUGUAAUGACUAUCAGUGGAGAAACCCAGUUUUAUGCUCGCUUGACAAAAACAAGUUGGAACAUUUCAUGGUGGCUGACAGAAAUUUGCCCUAAAACAUAUGAUUCUUUAAAACUUGUUUAACAUUUAUACCAAAGGUCACGCUCUGCAGGUGUAUACAUGGUGGGUGCACACGGGGUGAGGCCUGGUGUGCACUGCGGAGGGGACACAGUGAGACAAUAUGGGAUUUAACUGAAAACACAUCAAUCAUGGGUCACACUGCCAGUAUUGUCAGGUAUUUGUUCUUGUAAUAUAUUUUCAGGUGUUUUGUUUUUCUAAUUUAAUUCUCUCACCCUGUUGUCUGACUGUGAACUGCUAACAGUGUUAAACUUGAUGUAAAUAAACGAGGCCCUUGAAAGGGGAA
Messenger RNA from Nyctereutes procyonoides (raccoon dog), 11652 nucleotides. It is a transcript of the gene ABL2, whose product is annotated as ABL proto-oncogene 2, non-receptor tyrosine kinase. The transcript has 12 exons. NCBI's taxonomy places the organism in Eukaryota, Metazoa, Chordata, Mammalia, Carnivora, Canidae. Gene Ontology annotation, molecular function: protein binding; ATP binding; non-membrane spanning protein tyrosine kinase activity. The record is from RefSeq and is a predicted model, not a curated record. Gene Ontology annotation, biological process: protein phosphorylation; regulation of apoptotic process. Bases 225 to 3773 code for a protein of 1182 amino acids.